Otolemur garnettii (small-eared galago) is the source of this 4255-nucleotide messenger RNA. RefSeq names its product SLIT-ROBO Rho GTPase activating protein 2 (gene SRGAP2). The coding region runs from base 197 to 2953 and encodes 918 amino acids. Gene Ontology annotation, cellular component: cytoplasm. Gene Ontology annotation, biological process: negative regulation of cell migration; signal transduction. NCBI's taxonomy places the organism in Eukaryota, Metazoa, Chordata, Mammalia, Primates, Galagidae. The record is from RefSeq and is a predicted model, not a curated record. Gene Ontology annotation, molecular function: protein binding. The transcript has 20 exons.
GGAUCAGAAUGUUCUCUCUCCAGUCAACUGCUGGAAUCUCCUCUUAAACCAAGUGAAGCGGGAGAGCAGGGACCACACCACCCUGAGUGACAUCUACUUGAAUAACAUCAUUCCUCGAUUUGUCCAAGUCAGCGAGGACUCAGGAAGACUCUUUAAAAAGAGUAAAGAAGUUGGCCAGCAGCUCCAAGAUGAUUUGAUGAAGGUCCUGAACGAGCUCUAUUCGGUCAUGAAGACAUAUCACAUGUACAAUGCCGACAGCAUCAGUGCUCAGAGCAAACUCAAGGAGGCAGAGAAGCAGGAGGAGAAGCAAAUUGGUAAAUCGGUAAAGCAGGAAGACCGGCAGACCCCACGCUCCCCUGACUCCACAGCCAACGUUCGCAUUGAGGAGAAACAUGUGCGGAGGAGCUCAGUGAAGAAGAUCGAGAAGAUGAAGGAGAAGCGCCAAGCCAAGUACACAGAGAAUAAACUGAAGGCCAUUAAAGCCCGGAACGAGUACUUACUGGCUUUGGAGGCAACCAAUGCAUCUGUCUUCAAGUACUACAUCCACGACCUGUCUGACCUUAUUGAUCAGUGUUGUGACUUAGGCUACCAUGCUAGCCUGAACCGGGCUCUGCGCACCUUCCUCUCUGCCGAGUUAAAUCUGGAACAGUCAAAGCAUGAAGGUCUGGAUGCCAUUGAGAAUGCAGUGGAAAACCUGGAUGCCACCAGUGACAAGCAGCGCCUCAUGGAGAUGUACAACAAUGUCUUCUGCCCCCCUAUGAAGUUUGAGUUCCAGCCCCACAUGGGCGACAUGGCUUCCCAGCUCUGUGCCCAGCAGCCUGUCCAGAGUGAGCUGGUGCAGAGAUGCCAACAACUGCAGUCUCGCUUAUCCACUCUAAAGAUUGAGAAUGAAGAGGUAAAGAAGACAAUGGAGGCCACCCUGCAGACCAUCCAGGACAUUGUGACUGUUGAGGAUUUCGAUGUGUCUGACUGCUUCCAGUACAGCAACUCCAUGGAGUCUGUCAAGUCCACAGUCUCAGAAACCUUCAUGAGUAAACCUAGCAUUGCUAAGAGGAGAGCCAACCAGCAGGAGACAGAGCAGUUUUAUUUCACGAAAAUGAAGGAGUACCUGGAGGGCAGGAACCUCAUCACUAAAUUACAAGCCAAGCACGACCUUCUGCAGAAAACCCUAGGAGAAAGUCAGCGGACAGAUUGCAGUCUAGCCAGGCGUAGCUCAACUGUGCGGAAACAGGACUCCAGCCAAGCAAUUCCUUUGGUGGUGGAAAGCUGUAUCCGGUUUAUCAGCAGACAUGGACUACAACAUGAAGGAAUUUUCCGGGUGUCAGGAUCCCAGGUGGAAGUGAAUGACAUCAAAAAUGCUUUUGAGAGAGGAGAGGACCCGCUGGCUGGGGACCAGAACGACCACGACAUGGAUUCCAUAGCUGGUGUCCUGAAACUUUAUUUCCGGGGGCUGGAACACCCUCUCUUCCCCAAGGACAUCUUUCAUGACCUGAUGGCCUGCGUUACAAUGGACAACCUGCAGGAGAGAGCUCUGCACAUCCGGAAAGUCCUGCUGGUCCUGCCCAAAACCACUCUGAUUAUCAUGAGAUACCUCUUUGCCUUCCUCAAUCAUUUAUCACAGUUCAGUGAAGAGAACAUGAUGGACCCCUACAACCUCGCCAUCUGCUUCGGGCCCUCACUGAUGUCAGUGCCGGAGGGCCACGACCAGGUGUCCUGCCAAGCCCACGUGAAUGAGCUGAUCAAAACCAUCAUCAUCCAGCAUGAGAACAUCUUCCCCAGCCCUAGGGAGCUGGAGGGCCCUGUCUACAGCAGAGGAGGAAGCAUGGAGGAUUACUGUGAUAGCCCUCAUGGAGAGACUACCUUGGCUGAAGACUCCACCCAGGAUGUGACCGCAGAGCACCACACAAGUGAUGACGAGUGUGAGCCCAUUGAGGCCAUUGCCAAGUUUGACUAUGUGGGCCGGACAGCCCGAGAGCUGUCCUUCAAGAAGGGGGCAUCCCUGCUGCUUUACCAGCGGGCUUCCGACGACUGGUGGGAAGGCCGGCACAAUGGCAUUGACGGACUCAUCCCCCAUCAGUACAUCGUGGUCCAAGACACCGAGGACGGUGUCGUGGAGAGGUCCAGCCCCAAGUCUGAGAUUGAGGUCAUUUCUGAGCCACCUGAAGAAAAGGUGACAGCCAGAGCGGGGGCCAGCUGUCCCAGUGGGGGUCAUGUAGCCGAUAUUUAUCUUGCAAACAUCAACAAGCAAAGGAAGCGUCCAGAAUCUGGAAGCAUCCGGAAAACAUUUCGGAGUGACAGCCAUGGGUUGAGUGGUUCCCUGACUGACUCCUCCUCCCCAGGGGUGGGGGCUAGCUGCCGCCCGUCCUCACAACCCAUCUUGAGCCAGAGUCUUCCCAAGGAAGGGCCAGAAAAGUGUUCCGUCAGUGGGCAUGGGAGCCUCAACUCCAUCAGCCGCCAUUCAUCCCUGAAGAAUCGGCUGGACAGUCCACAGAUCCGGAAGACGGCCACAGCAGGAAGGUCAAAAAGCUUCAAUAACCAUCGGCCCAUGGACCCUGAGGUCAUUGCACAGGAUAUUGAGACAACAAUGAACUCGGCCCUGAACGAGCUGCGGGAACUAGAGCGACAGAGCAGCGUCAAGCACACCCCUGAUGUGGUUCUGGACACCUUGGAGCCCCUCAAAACCUCCCCGGUGGUGGCCCCCACAUCGGAACCCUCCAGCCCCCUGCACACCCAGCUUCUCAAGGACCCAGAGCCAGCCUUUCAGCGCAGCGCCAGUACUGCUGGGGACAUCGCCUGCGCCUUCCGGCCUGUCAAGUCUGUCAAGAUGGCUGCCCCGGUCAAACCACCAGCCACACGGCCCAAGCCCACUGUCUUCCCCAAAACAAAUGCCACUAGCCCUGGUGUCAACUCAUCAGCUUCCCCACAGUCUACUGACAAGUCUUGUACUGUCUGAGGCGUAUAAUUUAAUUCUAGACAAGGGGACUGACUGAUAUUAAAAUCUUCCUAUUUAACUAGCUUGGGGACUUCAGUUGAAAAUUAGAUUCUAAGUUCUUGCAGGAAUUAGCCUCCCCAUUACCUAAAACCUUGAGAAUGAAGCCCUCAUUGUCUCCUUCCACUUCCCUUCCCGCUGCCCUAUUUCCCCCGGUCGUCGUAAUCCAGCCAGCUGCAGUUCAUGCCGUUCUUAGGCUAGCCAGAGACAGAGUUUUUCAUUAUCAAGUCACUGUGAAAUCUGGCAAGGCACGUCGUAAGGACGUGAGCACAAGACUCGGUCCCCUCAGACCAUGGGGAUGCCUUGACCAGAUAGUUGGCUACUGCCAUCUAGCUCUCAGUGGCAUCUUGUUUUGGGUACUGAUUAUAGAGAAUCAUAUAUAGUCCAUUCUUCAUUUUACACACACACACACACACACACACACACACACACACACACACACGUAGCUUUUCUAUCUCUGGCAUGUGUAGCCUCUCCUGUUCAUAGACCAGUCCCUUUGUAAGUUAUUGUGGCAGUUCACACAGGAGCCACCAGGGGUCUCCAUUUCCGUUACAAACUUUGUUCCCUCUGGGCCAGAGAUCCUGGCCUUUGAAAUCUCUCCAUCACAUGAGAUUUCACAGGAUGGAGCAGUCCUGUAACCUGUCUGGGGCUGGGGGCUUUCUCUCUGUUUUCUUUCUGUUGGUGUGAAUUGGUCAUUGGUGUCUGCUCUUGCUCUCCUCCGUCCUCUAGAAGUACACUCCAAUCUUAUUAAGGAACGUUUAAAGUUUUUCUGAAUGUAUAGAUACUUCCCGGGUUCCUAUAUUUGUCCCUGAUGGACCAUUUUCCAUUUAAGACAUUUUCCUGUAUAAGAUGGUUUUAUAGCUGGUUCCUUUUAGGGUAAAGAGUCUUUAAGGGAGUUUUAUUGUGUUUGUGGCAGGUUUGAAAAAGGUAAGAAAUGGGUCCUUCUUCCCCUUACUUUUGUUUUUGACACUCAAAACAUUAAAUUCAUUUUUCUAUUAAAAAAUUAAAUUCAGCUUUGCUAACCCCAAAAUUGUUCCCAAAUGAAAAUGUAUUUUAAGUUCACCUCUUAUUUUGGUUAUUUUGUAAGGUCUCUCUUCCGGGACCAAGAGGGGCUUGGAGAGCCCUAGUUAGAAUAAGGAGAGACACUGUCCCUUAAAAUUAGUUUUCAUUUAUCCAAACAAGGACAACUAAGGGUACUUUGACCUCACAAGCUCUAAAUCCUUCCCAAAGCCAGACUCUAAAGAAAAUUAAAGAUUCGAUGCUGAA